This is a messenger RNA of Arachis ipaensis, 2561 nucleotides long. Lineage: Eukaryota; Viridiplantae; Streptophyta; Magnoliopsida; Fabales; Fabaceae. The record is from RefSeq and is a predicted model, not a curated record.
ACCCCCUUUCAACGGUGUUGUUAUCUUGUGUGACUGUGAUUCAAAGUAAACGCCGUUUCUUCACACAAAAGAAAGAGAGAGAAAGAGAGAGAAAGCUCUGUAACGGUUGCAGGCAGCAGUGGCAGCAGCUUAUUACCAUCAGAGAGCCAUAACAACACAUACAAUAAUAAAGCUGUGUUUAAUUUUUCUUUUCCCACUCAUUAAAUUCUCUACGCUUCUGUUAAUCAUUCAUUUCGCUCGGUUCAACCGUGCACGUGACACACGAUGAUGAUGCCGAUCAUAGUACAUGAGAAGAAAAAUAUAUAAGUGUGUUUGUGUGCAUGACCAUGUAAUAUAUAAUGACGAUAAUGAUGAUUGUUACUAUUAUUGGUCACAAACUCUGAACUGAGUGAGUGUUUAUUUUUCUUCAGUAAGUCAAAAGAUGUUGAAUCGUCGUGGUGGUGAAGAAGAUGAGUUAUAUGAACAACUAUGGGAAGCAUGUGCAGGACCCCAUGUGGAUGUUCCUCGUUCUGGUCAAAGAGUGUUCUAUUUUCCACAGGGACAUAUGGAGCAAUUAGAAGAAUCAACAAAUCAGGAACUAAAUCAGAGGAUUCCAGUGUUCAAACUUCCCACUAAGAUCCUUUGUCGUGUCGUCAACGUCCAUUUGCUGGCUGAACAAGAAACGGAUGAGGUUUAUGCACAGAUUACUUUGGUGCCAGAAUCUAAUCAAGCUGAGCCGACGAGCCCUGAUUCGUGCCCCGCCGAGCUUCCAAGGCCACAAAAUCACUCCUUUUGCAAGGUCUUAACUGCCUCCGAUACCAGCACUCAUGGCGGUUUCUCGGUUCUCAGAAAGCAUGCCACCGAAUGCCUUCCAGCUUUGGACAUGUCUCAGCCAACCCCAACUCAGGAAUUGGUCGCCAAGGAUCUUCAUGGUUAUGAAUGGCGCUUUAAGCAUAUAUUUAGAGGUCAACCACGCAGGCACUUGAUCACAACUGGAUGGAGUACUUUUGUAGCUUCGAAGAGAUUAGUCGCCGGAGACACCUUUGUGUUUCUGAGAGGACACAAUGGAGAGUUACGUGUUGGACUGAGGCGUAAUACUCCUCAGCCAAGCAGCAUGCCUUCAUCUGUGAUUUCCAGUCAGAGCAUGCAUCUUGGAGUACUCGCAACUGCAUCUCAUGCUGUUGCAACUCAGACUCUUUUUGUUGUAUAUUACAAGCCAAGGAGGAGCCAGUUCAUUGUUGGCUUGAACAAGUAUUUAGAGGCUAUGAACCACAAAUUUGCUGUUGCUAUGAGAUUCAAGAUGAGGUUCGAGGGUGAAGAUACCCCUGAAAAUGAGAGAAGAUUUUCUGGGACAAUAGUUGGAGUAGAGGAUAUUUCUCCUUAUUGGGUAAAUUCGAAUUGGAGAUCGCUUAAGGUUCUAUGGGAUGAACCUGCAUCUGUUCCAAGACCUGAUAGGGUCUCACCUUGGGAAAUAGAGCCCCUUAUGGCUUCUGUUGUUACUUCUUCACUUCAAUCUCCUGUUUUAAAGAAUAAAAGGCCUCGACUACCUGGUGAAGUUCAUGAACUUGACACAAGAUCGGCUGCUUCGACUUUCUGGGAUGCUGCGUUGGCACAUUCAGAUGUAACGCAACUUAGCGUUAUUGCUGAAAGCAAUAUGAGUGAUAGUACCCAUGUGUGGAAUCACAAGCUGAUUGACAACAGUAAAGGAAGCUACAAUGCUAUGUCGAGGAUUCAAACCGAAGCAAUUCGGGUUUCUUCUCCCCAUUCAAGUGGCCCAUCUCAAUUAUUUCUGGACACAACAUUUGAUGAUGGCAAGAGGUUAAACAACAAUGAUCAUUUGCUUGAUCAAGUAGACAAGGAGCACAAAAUGGAGACGGCUACGAGCUGUCGAUUGUUUGGAAUCGAGCUUAUUGAUCAUGCCAAGAACUCUCCUGUUGUAGAGAAGGCACCAUCCGUAGCGAAUGCAUCCGGAGUUACCAAUGAGGGCUCUGUUAAUACCAUGUCCCGAACUGAUGCAGACCAAAACUCUGAUAUGGUUAAGACUUCUAACAAAGAGCGAAAGCACGAAGAGCCGCCACAAGUAUCCAAAAGAGAAACUCAAAGCAAGCAAAUCUGUAGCAGAAGUUGCACUAAGGUUCAAAUGCAAGGGGUUGCUGUGGGUCGCGCCAUAGACUUGACCAUGUUGGAAGGGUAUGAUCAACUUGUUGAAGAACUGGAGAAGUUGUUUGAUAUAAAGGGAGAGCUCCAACACAGAAAUACGUGGCAAAUUGUCUUCACUGAUGACGAAGGUGAUAUGAUGCUUGUUGGCGAUGAUCCAUGGCCUGAAUUCUGCAAUAUGGUGAGAAGAAUCUUCAUCUGUUCCAGCCAGGACGUGAAGAAAAUGAGCUCUGUGAGGACCAAAGUACCCCUCUCUUUAACAGAAGAGGAAACUGUAAUAAGCUCAGACACAGCUGGGACCUGAAAAACUUUUUCACAUCCUUGUGUCGUUUUUCUUCUUUUUCUUUUUGUUUUUCCUUUUUGGGUUAGUCUUUAUUAUUGCUAUUUCUGUUUAUGGUAAAGAGUUGGUCUAUUUUUGGCUAGGC